AUGGAGCAGUUCAAGAAGGUGCAGAUUAAUAUACCAUUGCUCGACGCCAUCAAGCAAAUUCCUUCAUAUGCCAAAUUUUUGAAGGAGCUCUAUACCAACAAAAGGAGGUUUGAGAAAAAUGAAAAAGUGAUGUUGUCGGAGGAAGUGAGCGCUGUGCUUCAAAGAAAAUUGCCACCACAGCUCAAGGAUCUUGGCAGCUUUACAAUCCCGUGUACCAUUGGAGAUAAAAACUUUGAGAAGGUCCUACUUGAUUUGGGGGCAAGUGUGAAUCUCAUGCCCUAUUCAGUCUACGAAACUCUUGGUAUUGGACCUUUACAAAACAUAAGCAUCUCCCUACACUUUGCAGACCGUUCGGUAAAGUAUCCAAGAGGCAUAGUGGAGGAUGUGCUAGUUAAAGUUGAGAAUUUUAUUCUUCCAGCAGUUUUCGUUGUUUUGGACAUGGAGGAUAAUGAGAUCAGAGGCAAAGCUCUUCCUUUAAUUAUGGGGCGUCCUUUCAUGGCUACUGCAGGUACAAAAAUUGAUGUUAAAGAAGGGUUGUUGACUAUGACAGUGCAUGGUAAUACAAUGACAUGGAGAAUUUUUGAUGCAUUAAAAAGACCUGCAGAUCCUUAUGAUUGUUUUAGUGGGGAUGUGGUACAGCAACUUGUGAAGAAAUCUUUCAUUGAAACAUGCUCUAAAGAUCCUCUUGAAGUGUGUAUUGCUCAACAUGGAAUGGAGUUUGAGAAUGUUGAAGUGUUGGAAGCUGAGGAAGCAUUGAAUGCAGCGAGCACUUAUACACCUAAAUGGUUUCCGAAAUUUGAAUCUUUGCAACAGUCAGAGACCAAGCUUGUGCCCUCUAUUGUCAACCCUCCUACACUUGUAUUGAAACCUCUUCCAUAG
Molecule: messenger RNA, 879 nt
Organism: Fragaria vesca subsp. vesca
Lineage: Eukaryota; Viridiplantae; Streptophyta; Magnoliopsida; Rosales; Rosaceae
Exons: 1
Coding region: 1-879 (292 amino acids)
Source: RefSeq, a predicted model, not a curated record